AAAGACAGCCAUUUGUGUUGCCAUAUUUGGAGGUGUGGACGGUCUUAAACUUUACAUGUACAAAUAUAAUGAUAAUUGGUUUCUUCAUUUUUAGGAUUUUAAUUUCGAAGGUACUUGUAUAUUAUCAGCUGGUAUGGAUCAUGCACUGAAGAUGUGGGACCUCCAAACUGAUGAAUACACUGACAUCAUUAGGCAAUCAUAUGAACAUGUUAAAGGAUCAAAAGAGUCAUUUCCAAUACUGGAGGUUCAUUUUCCGAAAUAUUCAACUCGUGAAAUUCAUCGCAACUACAUUGACUGUGUGAGGUGGUUCGGUCGACUAGCGUUUUCUAAAAGUUGUGAGAAUAGUUUGAUACUUUGGAGACCUCCACGGCCUGACAAUAAGCCACAACAGAAAUCCUUUCAAGUUUUACAAAAGUUUGAGGUUCCGAACUGUGAGAUAUGGUAUAUUCGCUUUGCAAUGGACAGGAAAAUGAAAGUAAGUAUAAUUAAAAUGUUUAAUUUACAUGUCACAGAUAAAAAUAUCUUUAACAUACAUGUACAAUGCAGGGGCGUAUCUAAGCUCUGA
Molecule: messenger RNA, 565 nt
Organism: Amphimedon queenslandica
Lineage: Eukaryota; Metazoa; Porifera; Demospongiae; Haplosclerida; Niphatidae
Product: polycomb protein eed-like
Exons: 3
Coding region: 134-565 (143 amino acids)
Molecular function (GO): protein binding
Source: RefSeq, a predicted model, not a curated record